AUGGAUAGCCAUGGUCUUAGCCUGGCAACAGAAAAGACUGAGAUACUGUUUGCCGGCAGGAAGAUGAUUCCCAUCAUCAUAGAGAUGAAAAUAGACACGGAAACCAUUCAGACGAAGCGGGUUUUAAAGCAGCUAGGGGUAAUGCUGGAUACCAAGCUCAUCUUCUGUGAACAUAUUAGGAAAACUUCUGACGAAGCAGCAACAGUGACGACGGCACUGAGCAGCCUCAUGGCCGAUGUCAAAAUACCAAAGCCGUGUAAACGUCAACUACUAAUGACGGUAGCCCCGAAAAUCCUCCUAUAUGAUAGUGAAAUCUGGACUGAAGCACUGAAGAUGAAAAAAUUCAGGCAGCGGAUGGCAUCGGUACAACUGAGUGGUGCACUAAGAGUUGUGUGCUCUUACCACACUGUCUCGGAGUCCGCAGCUCUUGUAAUCGCGGGAAUCAUGCUUAUUGACCUGCCAGCCCUGGAAAAAGAUGUAUAUAUAAGGCAAUUCCAGAUAAAAAAGAGAAAUAGCUAA
Belonocnema kinseyi is the source of this 519-nucleotide messenger RNA. RefSeq lists its product as uncharacterized. Bases 1 to 519 code for a protein of 172 amino acids. The transcript has a single exon. The record is from RefSeq and is a predicted model, not a curated record. Lineage: Eukaryota; Metazoa; Arthropoda; Insecta; Hymenoptera; Cynipidae.